AUGCAAGUCUACAGAUGUAGUCUCUUGCUGCCGUGCUUCUCCCACCAGUGCCAAGUAAUCCACCUGGUUAGGCUGGGUGUUUCACCCACGUCCUGCCUCUGUGGGGAGUGUGCUUCCUCCUCAGUGAAGGAGAAACCUUUCCAGAUGCAGAGGGAGUGGAAGUUCUUCCAGGGUGAAGGGGCUACCAAAGACAUGGGGAAGAUGCUGGGUGGGGAUGAAGAGAAAGACCCAGAUGCUGCCAAGAAAGAAGAGGAAAGACAGGAAGCCCUCAGGCAAGAAGAGGAAGAGAGGAAAGCCAAAUAUGCCAAGAUGGAGGCUGAAAGAGAAGUUAUGAGACAAGGGAUUCGAGACAAGGUAGGGAUCCGACUUGGCAACUCAUAA
This is a messenger RNA of Pelecanus crispus (Dalmatian pelican), 381 nucleotides long. The record is from RefSeq and is a predicted model, not a curated record. Lineage: Eukaryota; Metazoa; Chordata; Aves; Pelecaniformes; Pelecanidae.